Molecule: messenger RNA, 6073 nt
Organism: Lytechinus variegatus (green sea urchin)
Lineage: Eukaryota; Metazoa; Echinodermata; Echinoidea; Temnopleuroida; Toxopneustidae
Product: PDZ and LIM domain protein 5-like
Exons: 19
Coding region: 240-2870 (876 amino acids)
Biological process (GO): muscle structure development; actin cytoskeleton organization
Cellular component (GO): filamentous actin; stress fiber; Z disc
Molecular function (GO): muscle alpha-actinin binding; actin binding
Source: RefSeq, a predicted model, not a curated record
UCCCCCGUGCUCGCAUAUCGCACGCAUGCACUUCCUAUUUCGCAUUGCUGGGAUUCAUUGCAUUCGUUGAUUGCCGAAAACUGUAUCUGUUGUGUGUAACUUUUUCCGUUGCUUUCACCGAAUUCCUUUACUUGCUAACUAGUACUGCCCAUAAUAUACAUCUUUCUGUGGAUUUUUACUUCUUGAUAUCCUUCUCGGUGUGUUUUAUCGGGGAUCAAGUCCAGAGCCCGUGAAAUAAAAUGACACAGAGGGUGAACAUAAGGAUACCCGGGCCCAGCGGGCCGUGGGGCUUCCGACUCGCCGGUGGGAGGGACUUUAACCAGCCGCUAUUCAUUUCAAAGGUAACACCAGGCGGCAAGGCACAUCGAGCUAAUGUUCUUGAGAAUGAUAAUAUUUUGGCCAUCAAUGGCUGUGACAUGGCCAAUGUUACCCAUCUAGAUGCACAGAACUUCAUCAAGUCCAAUGUUGGGGACCUCAUCUUCGAUAUAGAGAGGUCAGCUCAAGCAACUAUCUGGACACCAGAGGUCAAUCAGCAGCCUGAUACCGGUAUCAAUGUAUCACUCAAGGCUAAUAAACAGCAAUUCCAGCAUGCAGGAAGCAGUCACAACGUCAAACCCCGCCUCUUCCCGGGAGCCGGAGGGGGAGCGGCCCAACCCCAGUCGGGUCCAAACAUGGUCCACAAGCAAUUCAACUCACCCGUAGGGAUCUACUCCGCCCAGAAUAUUGCUGACAGUUAUAGAGGACAGACGGAAGGCGUGGCUUCGUCUAAUACAUAUGAGGAUGAUCAGCAGGCUCCUCCUGCAUGGCAGAAACCCUCAUCCUAUGGCGCAGGAUCCAGUCAAGCAAAUAGAUCAAGAAGCUUCAAUUUGGUUCAAAAACUAGCCGCAGAAGAUGAUAGGGAUUAUGGAGGUCAGCCAGCAUCAGCCCCGGCACCAGCCCCGGCCCCAGCACCAGCCGCUGCACCUGGUUAUCGACCAAGCGGAACUCGGUCUGUUAGGGCUCCCGUCGCUAAGCCAUCAUCCGGAGGCGCCCAGCCAGCGAAUGCCUUGCCAGUCUGUUCUAAAUGUGGUGAAAAUAUUAUGGGUCCAUUUGUGAAGGUGCGCGGUAAACCCCUUAUGCCGGAAUGCUUUACCUGUGAAUCAUGUGGCACAUCUCUACGCAAUAAAGACGGCGGCGAGGGAGAAGGAUUCUUUGUUAUCAAUGAGCUGCUGUACUGUGAAUCCUGCAAGAAUCGCAUCCAACGUCAGCCUGGUCAAGUUAACGGGAGCUCAGUCAAGUCUGCACCAAAGUCUCCUUCAAAGGCAGGACCUCCAAAAGUUGCCAACGAUGAGGAUCACACCUACCAGAAUGGGACGUCAAGUGCAGUGUCGUAUUCUACGCCUCCUGAACCAGCAAGCUAUGAUACAACGCCGGUGAAUUCUGAUCUGUCGUCCGAUGUGGCAUCAUUCCCUGACCCGCCCUCUUUCCUUACUGAGCAUGCUCCCGUUUCCUCACACAGCUAUAACGGCACAGGUGAUGCGACCGAUUCCGGUUACUCCGACCACCAGUCGGACGAUCUCCCGCCGCCGCCGUCGACGAUGAGUACAGUACUAUCCACCGCGCCGGCGCCAUGGAAUCCGAACGACAGUUACACGGCACCGGUGAUCCGCAGCGUAAGGGCACCAAAGGGCAAAUCUGGAAGGUCGCCCUCUCCAGCUGAUUCUAACAGCCUGCACAGUGUACCCGAAGAUGGUGUCAAGGUCAUGUUUGUUCCUAAGAAUCAUUUGGGUAAGCCACCCAGUCAGGUAGCAGGCCGUACUACUACUACUACCAAGACUUUUACUACUUCCUUUCAAGCUCCUACCAAUACUAUCACCGUUGAAGAAGACGAUAUGGCAGCUCCUCCUCCUCCACCACCCCCUCCAAUGGGAGCAGGAAACUAUGCCUGGAAAGCUAAUCCUCCAGCGGCACCCCGCCCUAGCCCCCCUCCAGCUGCCUACAGGCCGGGUCCACCCCCAGCCCCCAAGGGCCAACCCCCUAGGUCCGUCUUUCCGCAGCCGCCUCCAGUGAUGCUCAACCAGAGGGCUCAGGCAGCAGUUGCUCCACCUCCAUCAAUGCUCAACCAGAGGGCUCCACCCGUAGCACCUCCACCGGCACAGAGAGGUCCACCAGUGGCUCCUCCUCCGGCCCAGCGGGGACCACCAGUCGCACCCCCUACUGCUCCAAAGGGGCCACCUGUCCGAGCCCCACAGGCCCCGAGGGCACCACCGGCUCCUGCUCCUGCCCCGGCCGCUCCUAGGGGUGGAGGUAUGGCUCCUCCUUCUGCUCCUGCUACUGCUCCUGGUGGUAUGACCCGCACACCUUUCUGUGAUAGUUGCAACGAGCAAGUAAGGGGCUCUUUUGUGACAGCGUUUGGACGCAACUGGCAUCCGGAGCACUUUGUGUGUGCCCACUGCCAUGAGAACCUACAAGGAAAGGGUGUCAUUGAAGAUAAGGGAAAGAUAUUCUGUGAAGAUUGCUACAAUAGGCUGUACGCUCCCAAGUGUGCCAGCUGUAUGGGGUCUAUUACCGGGGAGUGUGUGAAAGCCAUGGGUGCCGAAUACCAUCCUAAUUGCUUCACGUGCGUGGUGUGCAAACAGCCUAUCACAGGGGAUGGUUUCCACAUGCAAGAUGGUAUGAUGUACUGCAAAAGAGAUUUCCAGAACAAGUUCCGAGGGGUGAACUGUGGGAGCUGUAACUACCCCAUCGAGGCAGGGGAUGCCUGGCUAGAAGCACUGGAUAAAUCUUACCAUGCAGAUUGCUUCUGCUGUACGCAAUGUAACCAGCGCCUUGAGGGACAGCGUUUCUACGCAAAAGGGGGCCGCCCUUACUGCCAGGCUCACGGCUCUUAAUGUAACCAUAGCAACGCUAUGCAACACUCUUAGUGUAAAGUAUUUAUUGGAGUUAGUGAGAUUGACACAACUUGUCUUGUAACAUAGCAAUGGUGAAGUUAGACUGUCCACUCGGAUUAUGAAAGUUAUAAUUUUUCUUAUUUCAUUUUACAAGAGAUAAUUUAUUUGGGAACAAUAGAGAUCAAUAUUUCAUCGUCAACAAACUUUGGUACUUUAGUAAUUCAUUAUUUUGAUCAAGUAAUGCAGGAAAGUAAAAGUUCUAAUAUAGUGCAUGGACAUACGUACACAACUUAUUUAUUAUUUGUAAAAGUUUGUAGAUCUAAUAGAGGGAAUAUCGUUUUCCCAACUAUGCUGUUAAAAAAAAAAGAGUAGUGGUGUAUGUUGUGUGAAUGCAAGAGGAGAGGAGAGAAAGAUGAGAAUGAUCAAAAGAGGAAUUUGAUAUAUAUUUUUAGGUACAUUGUAAAGAAAAUAUUUAUGGUAUAGUCAAGUCAACAGUAUAAUGGGUCCUUUUGAUUACUGAUUAAAUGAUUGCAAUUUAUCUUGUUCUUGCGAUGCUUCGAUGGUGCCAUAUGACUGGUGAAUAUGAUGGAUGUACAUCGUUGCAGAGCAAGCUUUUGUAUACUAUGGUUGCCUGGCGAGUGCACGCGAGUCUGCCAGAGGCGUUCCACUUGUUAAGUCAAAUUUACAAGCCAAUGAUGUCUUCAUCUCGAGAUAUCUUGUUGGACCAUUUUUUUUUACAAUCAGCAAUACUGGUAGAAAGAAUCAUUUUGUAAACCUUGAGUGCCAUUUUAAAAAGGCAGCACUAGCAUUGCGACACAAGUUUUGUAAUGGUCUUGUUCCGCAAAAGUGUUGUUAUGGGCAUUCAUGAGACAGUUGUCUAAGUAACUUUACCCAUUCACAAAAUUUUAUUGGUUCUAAGUGAACUUGAUGUCAAUUGAUAUACACUUAGAGUGUGUUUUGAUGCAUUGCCUGUAAUGUGAUGUCAUAACAAUCGAAAAUGUUGAUGCCAUAUUGCCCAUAUUGCUCAUUGCACAACUCUUACAAAAUAAUUUUGUAAUUGAAAAAUGAACUCUAAUUUCGAUCUCUAUCAAAGUUUUCUUACUCUUGGCAAUAGAGUUUAUAGGUAUUUAUUUUCAUUAAAAAUAUAUAUUAGACUACAUUACGCAAAAGGCUUCAGCAAUAUGUUAUAUGUUGUAGGUAAGAUACAUCUACGCUUUAUAUUGAUGUUAGUAAAAAUUUCUAUGUGAUAUUUAUAUGUAUUUGUGGGGAAUGAUAACAAGAUUUUGUAUAUACUGGCUAGAAUGAACAAUGUGAUCAUGAGCUAACUAAUCUAUAGUGCACUAAGAAAUAGGGAUUCUGACAUAUAAUCAUUAUACAGUAAAUAUAUAUAUAUUACAAGUAAUAUGCCAUCAUAGCCUACUGAUUUGUUAAUAGAUAUUAAAGUACUACUGCUUGAAAGCUUAAAGAUGGAAGAAAUUAUGGACAGGUAUUAUGUGUGUGGUAUACUUAUUUUAUGUUGUGAUUAAAUUGUGUAAAUACCCUUUUUCAGAAAAAAAAUGCAUGUGAUUUUAUGUUAUAUUAUAUAUACUAGUAGCAGACUUGGUAUUAAGUUUCUUAUGAACAAUUUGUGAAAUAAGGUUUUAUACAUUUGGAAUGGAACAGAAAGAGAGAGAUGGAAUUAAGUGCACUAUUUAAUGAAUUAUGGGAUAGAAUUUGAAUUUGAUUGUGCAACAGAUUGUCACCGGCACUGCUUUGAACAUCAUUUACUGUUGCUAUGGUGAUGGUAGUAUUAGACCUUGAUCUUGUAUUUAAUGUGAAUAUGAGGAAAAUUUGAAUUGAAUCAUUUGAGAUAUUUCAAAUCUGUGGUGGCUUGGGACAAGAAUUGAACAAAACAAAACAAAAUAGACUACUACAAGACAUGAAAAUGCCUUGAAAAAUAUAUAUACAUGUGGGUGAAAUAACCAUGGAAAAGGUGCUUACUUUACAUUUCACGAUACUUUCUUACUUUCUGUUGUGUAAGAACAAGAAUACCCUUCACAACUCAGCCUUGUUCGUCUAAAAACUGCUGUCUGUUCUUACACCUAUGUGACUGUAGAAUAUAUAUCAAUUUUCUGAAUUCAACCCACAUAGAUUAAAAACUGAAGUAAUUUGAAUUUGAUGUCUAUAUAUCCACAACAGUAAAUUGUAGACUUUUAUCUUCGAUAUUCAAUAUUAAAAUGAAAGAGGAUAAAUUGUCAGGUUUUGUCAAGUCAGGUAUUUUUAGUAAGAGGAAUUACAAUGAAGCAACAGUAAUUGUGUCUUAUUAUGUAGCAAUACUGAACAUUUGUAAUAUUUCGAGUAAGUAUGUGUGGUCAUACACUUGCGAAUUUAAUGUUAUGAUUUAUUAGUACCCAUCAUGCUUUGCUAGUAGAUUUCUCGUAGUCUGCUUUUGUUAAUCUCCCGAGCAAAUCCAUGUCUUCCAUUUAUUUCAUUAACCCUUUUCACUGUAUAAUAGAAUCAAUGCAAUUACAUGUGCCUAUCAGAUAAAAAAUGAAAAUUCAAAAAAAUGAAAAAUUAGCAGCUUUGUCUUGGCUCUCUUAGAUAAGGACAAAAAUAUAUCAAAUUAUGUAUAUGUUGUAACUUAAGAAAUUUGAUCAUGUAUAAUUGUGUUUAUGGGAACCAAAGUGAAUGGUUAUUUAAGAGUGCAGUGAUUACUGAAAAAAAAUGUUUAAAGAAUGACUUUUAAAGUAAAUCCCUAUAGGUGAUUACUCUAAUAUAUAUAUUCUGUCUUCCAAUUUUUUUUUUCUUUUUUUUUCAGAUUGUUGCCAAUUUGUAUGUAUUAUGUGUAAUUAACAUCAUUGAUUUAAAUAACUCAAUCUACAAGACAUGGAUUUUUAUUAUUAUUAUUUAUUCAUUUAAUUUUCUUUGGGAAAAGGAUGUACCGGGGGUAGUUUAAACACCUUGCCUUAGAUUAUAUAACCAAUAUUUUGUAUUGAAAUCAUUUGAAUUAUAUUCUAUCAUUAUUGGGAUUAACAAUUUGGACAAUUGUGAAGAAUGAAUUUGAUGAAUUUCAGGACUACAAAUAAUGUCUUAGUUACGCCUUUUACACAUCUAAAAACAGUCAUAUUUCUUUUUAUUAUUGUUAUGGAAUUUAUUCUAAUUUAUCAUCACCUUUGUAUAAGAAAGUGCUUUCACUAUUGGGAAAUAAAGCAUGCAAUCUUUUA